Molecule: messenger RNA, 1161 nt
Organism: Ogataea angusta
Lineage: Eukaryota; Fungi; Ascomycota; Pichiomycetes; Pichiales; Pichiaceae
Exons: 1
Coding region: 1-1161 (386 amino acids)
Source: RefSeq, a predicted model, not a curated record
AUGGCUCGUUUAGCUAAUAAUCCGGCAGUAUCCCGAGAUCUUUCUGGGAAUACGAAGCCAGCAACGCGUGCAACCCCAGAAGUCUCAUCCAACUUCAUUGAACUGGAUUUUGUGAAAAGGCGCUUCCUUCAACAGAAUAAGGUGUUAGCCACCAAGAAUUCAGAACUCAUGGCGAGAAUCAGUAAUUUGGAGGCCCAGCUGGCAUCUGCACAAAGCGACAACCUCUCCUUACGAAAUGCUGAGGUUAAGCUAAGGGAUAAUUUUGGGAAGAAUCUGGACUCGCUGGAAAUAGACGUCAUAGAAAAGUUUGAAGGCAUACUUUCACAGAUCAAUCGAAUGCGCCGCGAAUUAUCUGUCAGUGAAACCAUAGCUGAAAGCCGACUAAGAGAAUUGAAAGAAGCAAAGAUACAGGAAAUUAGAAAUCGAGAACAGCAAAACACAGAACGUUGGAAACGAAGGAGAAGAAGCCUUUCGAUACGAGCAGAAACCGUCGAUCCGCAAACGCCUGUCGUGAUCCCAACUCCUGAACCUGAGCGUCCAGUAGUUAAUGACCUUUGCACACCAGCUACUGUGGAAGCCGACCAAGUUGCGCAAAAUGAGAUCGCUCAAAAAACGUCCGAACCUGCAGAUGUCCAAGAAGUUCCGCAUGAAGAGAUGUCAUACCGUCCAAACUUAGACCCUAAUGUCUCUCCAGAGCUUUUGGCAACACCACCACAAUCGAAAGGAAAAGAAUCGAAAGCCAUCGAGGUUCAGAGCUCGUCUCCAGAACAACUCUUGAAACCAAAACGCCCAGUUGUUUUCCAAGACAACGUCGACCCACUCUCUAUGCCUACUCGUGCAGACAAGCGCAAGUCCUUUUCGCCUCACCACUCAAUUCGCAAGCUACGAAGGAAAUCUAUUAUCGGAGAAUCCUCAGACAUCAAAUCACGGCGUGCCACCAUCAUAGGAGUCAGAAGAAGCCGCAAAACGCAAAGAGAGCCAUUGUCGCAAAUGGAUUCGAAUGUUCCCGCUCAACCACUGAAUCGGGACGAAACUCCAACAGAUUCGGUUUUCGAGUUCAUGGAGACCACUGUUAAUGCCGACCAGGAGAAUUUGAAUCGACAGCGUAGAAAAAGCAUGCAUUUCCGUCGCACAGCUAGAGGUAUAGAAGAAAUUAAUUAA